AUGACAAGAGAAUCAGAAUCACACUCAAAGUCGGCAGAUGAUCGAUCUUCGUCGUCUCCGACUUUGCUUCGGGAGAAAACACAACCAAGUCAAGCAGAAGCGGCAGAAGGGGGACCAGAGACAGCCAUGAUUGCACCCAAAACGGGAGGUCAAGACCCCGAGAAAGCCGUGAAUACCUACGACAGCGUUCCAGAAGAAAAUCUGGGGACGACCGCUCCGAAAACCACUGCAGUUUCACCAGAAAUCGCUGCGAAUCCUACUUCGAGGGGCAACUUCGACGAGGAAGAUAAGGAGUAUAUCAGCGGAUACAAGCUCUACGUCGCCCUCUUUGGCAUUAUCUCUGUUUUCUUCCUGGUUCUUUUAGAUUUCAGCAUUACCGCUACGUUCCUUUCCCUACUUCCCCAUAUCGAAUCCUUGUCGAGAGCCAAAAGUCUUUCAGGCGACUCUGCCCAACACCAGAUCAUCGACUCGAUGAUCCUCGAACAUAUCGGAUGCGCGGCUUUACAACCUCUUACCGGAAAACUCUACACCUACCUCAGCGCGAAGAAGACGUUCUUAUUCUUCUCCAUAAUCUUCGAGAUUGGCUCUCUGCUUUGCGCUGUCUCGACCUCCUCGUUGUUCUUCAUCUUUGGUCGCACCGUCGCCGGACUGGGAAGCUCGGGCUUGGAAAAUGGCGCCUUGACCCUCAUCGCAGGAGCGGUGCCUCUGAACAAGAGGCCCUUCUGUCAGACGGGUAUAGUUGUCGGGCCGCUGAUCGGUGGCGCCUUGACGCAAUACGUGAGCUGGCGAUGGUGUUUCUACAUCAACCUCCCCAUCGGCGCGGUAUCCGGCCUGUUUCUGUUGUUCACGCACAUCCCAGACGAGACGCUCAAACCACCCUUCUCGUUCGCCCUCCUCCGCAGCAUCGUUCCAGAGCUUGAUCUAACAGGCUUUGCGCUGUUCGCCCCGACCACCAUCAUGUUCCUUCUCGCGCUGGAAUGGGGAUCCUCUGAGUACGGGUGGAGCUCGCCCACCGUCAUAGGCUUAUUCGCCGGCUCUGGCGCGACCUUGAUCUUGUUCUUACUCUGGGAAUGGCGCGUAGGCGAGAGGGCCCUCAUACCCUUUCACCAACUGAAGCGACGGAUCAUAUGGGCAAGUAUCAUACAGAACACAACCCUGUUCGUCAACAACUUCGUCGGGGUUAACUACGUCCCCAUCUACUUCCAAGCUGUCAGGGGCGUCGGUCCCUCGCUAAGCGGUGUUUACACACUGCCCUCAAUCCUGAUGCAGUUGCUGUCCCUAAUCAUCACUGGAGCGCUUGCUUGGAUCGGACAUCAGAUAUUAUUCGGUUUGCGUGGGAUGGGACUACAGAUGGCUGUGAUUUCGAUACAGAAUGCCGUCACGCCAGCCCAGAGCCCGACCGUGAUCGCCUUCAGUGUAUUCAUGGAGAACCUGGUGGCGUCCAUCUUCACCAUUGUGGGCAACGCCAUCUUUACGCAGACCCUGACACGGCGAGUCUCGGUCCUGGCACCAUCAGUGAGCCCCAAGGCGGCGCUCGCAGUGGGUGGAGGCGCGGAGGCCGUGCGGGCCCUGCUGCCCCCCGGGAGUCCGGAGCUCUCCGGGUUGCUGCUCGCAUUCUCGGACAGCGUCAACGCCGUCUUCUACCUGUUGGCGGCGCUCGCCGGCGUAUCUUUCAUUGCGGCGUGGGGGAUGGGCUGGGUGGAUACACGAAAGAAGGCACCGCCGGAGACUGAGACAUAG
Diaporthe amygdali is the source of this 1740-nucleotide messenger RNA. RefSeq lists its product as uncharacterized. The record is from RefSeq and is a predicted model, not a curated record. The transcript has 8 exons. Gene Ontology annotation, molecular function: transmembrane transporter activity. Gene Ontology annotation, biological process: transmembrane transport. Bases 1 to 1740 code for a protein of 579 amino acids. Lineage: Eukaryota; Fungi; Ascomycota; Sordariomycetes; Diaporthales; Diaporthaceae.